AUGAGGGACCUCGCAAGUCAAUUCGCCCUUCCUCUCCAAAAUAAGCUAGCGAUAGUGACGGGAUCCUCACGUGGUAUUGGUGCCUGCAUUGCAUGGGAGCUUGCCCGCCGUGGUGCGAAUGUUUGUAUCACCUAUGUCUCGGACAACAGCCAAGUUCCUGUUGAGGAGCUUAGGGCUAAGAUCAGCCAACUCCCUCACAAACCCAUUGCAUGGGCCUGCCAGGCCGACCUAUCAACGACGACGGGCGCCCAAGAGGUCAUUUCGCAGCUCAAGACUUACAUCGGCAGCGAUGACCUCCAAGUCCACAUUUUGGUUAAUAAUGCUGCCACCGAGAUUGUGGGCAAUAUGCAGAGCCUAACACUUGAAAAUUACGACAAGGUUUUCAACCUGAACGUACGUGGUCUCAUGCUCAUGACGCAGGCCGUGGAUCCGUACCUAGCACCCAAGGGUCGUAUUAUCAACUUAAGCUCCGUAGGAGCGCGUUCCGGCUUCAAAGAUGUCAGUCUUUACUGCGCUUCCAAGGCCGCUAUCGAAGGCUUCACGCGCGCCUGGGCCAGCGAGCUAGGUGAGAAUGGCACUACGGUCAAUGCUGUGGCGCCAGGACCUGUACCUAGCGAUAUGCUGGACAAUAUCCCCAAGGAAAUUGUGGACAUGCAGAAGAAGAUGACUCCUAUCGAGCAGCGACUUGGUACGACGGAAGAAAUUGCGAGCGUUGUUGGGUGGCUGGCAGGACCUGAUGCCUCGUGGGUGUCCGGCCAGGUCAUCUGUGCAAGUGGUGGCUGGUCAAUGUAUUAG
This is a messenger RNA of Penicillium maclennaniae, 795 nucleotides long. Its product is annotated as SDR family NAD(P)-dependent oxidoreductase. The transcript is spliced from 2 exons. Gene Ontology annotation, molecular function: oxidoreductase activity. Lineage: Eukaryota; Fungi; Ascomycota; Eurotiomycetes; Eurotiales; Aspergillaceae. The record is from RefSeq and is a predicted model, not a curated record. Bases 1 to 795 code for a protein of 264 amino acids.